This is a messenger RNA of Anarrhichthys ocellatus (wolf-eel), 1310 nucleotides long. Its product is annotated as adenomatous polyposis coli protein-like. NCBI's taxonomy places the organism in Eukaryota, Metazoa, Chordata, Actinopteri, Perciformes, Anarhichadidae. The transcript has 7 exons. Gene Ontology annotation, cellular component: catenin complex; beta-catenin destruction complex; cytoplasmic microtubule. The record is from RefSeq and is a predicted model, not a curated record. Gene Ontology annotation, molecular function: microtubule binding; gamma-catenin binding; beta-catenin binding. Gene Ontology annotation, biological process: nervous system development; pattern specification process; negative regulation of canonical Wnt signaling pathway. The annotation marks the transcript as partial.
GUGGAGGAAGCUCAGGGGGCGACCGACAGCAGCGGAUUGGCCGGAGCUCGGUUGGACCAAGAGCCAGCCAACGAGACAAGCUACUCUGUGCCUCGACGAAUCACCAGCCACCUCGGAACCAAGGUGGAGAUGGUGUACAGUCUUCUGUCGAUGUUGGGGACUCACGAUAAAGACGACAUGUCGCGGACGCUGCUCGCCAUGUCGAGCUCGCAGGACUCGUGCAUCGCCAUGCGUCAGUCUGGCUGUCUGCCGCUGCUCAUCCAGCUGCUGCACGGCAACGACAAGGACUCCCUGCUGCUAGGUAACUCCCGCGGCAGCAAAGAGGCUCGUGCGCGUGCGUCGGCCGCACUGCACAACAUCGUCCACAGUCAGCCUGACGACAAGAGGGGCCGGCGGGAGAUCAGAGUGCUCCACCUGUUGGAGCAGGUCCGCCAUUACUGCGAGGAGUGUUGGAGCUGGCAGGAGAACCACGAGAGGGGCGUCGACCAGGAGGACAACCCCAUGCCGUCUCCAGUGGAGCGUCAGAUCUGUCCGGCCGUCUGCGUCCUCAUGAAGCUUUCAUUUGAUGAAGAACAUCGACACGCCAUGAACGAACUCGGCGGUCUGCAGGCGGUGGCUGAGCUGCUGCAGGUGGACUGUGAGAUGUUCGGUCUGAGCAGCGAUCAUUACAGCGUCACCCUGCGGCGAUACGCCGGCAUGGGGCUCACCAACCUCACCUUUGGAGACGUAGCCAAUAAGGCCACGCUGUGCUCCAUGAAGGGCUGUAUGAGAGCGAUGGUCGCUCAGCUGAAGUCUGACAGUGAAGACCUGCAGCAGGUGAUAGCUAGUGUGUUGAGGAACCUGUCGUGGCGUGCUGAUGUGAACAGUAAGAAGACGCUGCGUGAGGUCGGCAGCGUGCGAGCGCUGACCGGCUGUGCUCUCGAGGUCCAGAAGGUAAAUAACAACUAAUCGACCCUCUGAUCACGGAGACGUUACGAGGCGGUUUCUCUCCCGUGUCUCCCGUCACAUUUCACUUUCUGUGGUCUUAAGUUUUUCACUUCAAAAUAAAAGUCCUGCUCCUCUCUGGAAACAGAACCAUCAUGACUAGAAGUAGAACUAGAACACGUCUUUAAUGCAGAACAACACAGUGAUGACAUCAAUCAUUAAAAAGUUGAAUUUCUUUGAUAAUUUAUUUUACAAAAAUUAGAAAACAAUAGAAUUUAUAUAUCCAACAUUUCUCCAACUGUCUCCAAGUGUAGGAAAAACAUGGAGGCUCUACAUGUUAUAAAUAUUAAACUAUUGACAUGUUUCAGCCUCUCCUCUCCUCUCUC